AAAAUGUGAAAAAAGUCAAGGGCUCUGAAUACUUUACAAAGGCAGUGUAACCCAACUUUUUCACUUUGACUAGUUGAUUAAGUUUAACCUUGAGGCGAGUGAAUACUGUGGCUUUUUACGCACACUCUUCUUCCAUUGGAAACAAUAACUUGCAAAUAACUUGUAAAAAAAAAAACUGUACACUUGAACUCUGUCUGGCCUAUCAAAUUGAAGUAUUACAUGACAAGAACAUAAAGGUAUUUAGAGAGAUUUGACAUUACAUUUCAUCUAUAUAUUGAUAUUUAAUGGGGCACAACUUUGGUUUUUAGAAGUGGGGGGACGACAAUGAUUAAACUGGUGGGGACAUAAUAUCUAUUUUCAAACAGUCUCCACGACCGUUCGGAGGCGUCCGCAUGGUCCUAAAGCAUACCGUUGCCUCGUUUAGUAUCAAAUUACAAUGGUAAUGGGGGGAGAUAAAUGUCCCCCCCUCGUCCCCAGUGAAAGUUGCUUCCCUGUUAAUGAGAGACGGUACACUACAAGUAUCUGAUACUACAAAGUGUUUAAUGCUCAAUCUCGUAAUAUAUUGAACUUGGACCUUUUUAGAAAAGGGGGAAUUGGAAAUGGUGGAGAGAUGGAUUAGAGGGACAGCGGGAAAAGAAGGGUACAGAAGGAUGAAUUUAUUGAUUUCUAUGGCGUCCUUCCAGGGCAUGGCAUCUACCAUCUCUACCAUCAGCCUCGUCUCCGAGAGGCACUUCCUGUGCCCGCUGUGUAAGGACAUCUUCAGCAGUCCUGUGACUACUCCGUGUGGCCACAGUUUCUGUCAGGCCUGCCUGUGUGGGUACUGGACCCGGCACCGUUCAGACUACUGUCCCCUCUGCAAGAGGUUGUUCUAUUCCAGGCCAGACCUUAGUGUCAACCGCAUCCUGGCUGACGUCUGUGACAACUACAGGAAGACACGGCCUGAGAGCCCUGAGGAGAGCCACGACAUGCCACAGGUUGUAGACAUUGACCAGAUGAUCCAGGAGAGACUGAAGAAAGUUGACAGACUCAGACACUCUCUACAGCUCCUCAAAAACUCGUGUGUGAGGGAGGUGCGUGAGAGCCAGAAGGUGUUCUCUGCCCUCGUCAGUUCCAUGGAGAAGAGCCACAAGGCCGUGGUGACAGCCAUCGAGGAGAGACAGGGGGAGGAGGAGAGGGUUGUUGAGAAGCUGGUGAAGGAGCUGGAACAGGAGAUUCAACAUCUGAGGAAUGGAGACACUGACCUGGGGCCUUGUCAUUCUCAGCAGAGCCAUGAUGAGCUCUGUGGUGGUGGUGGUCAGAAGAGUGUUGCAGUGAGCACCACUUCCACCACGGGCUACUCUGAGAGGAGGGACUGGUCCAAGGUUUCCGUGGAGACAGACCCCUGUAUGGGCGUGACCAGGAGAGCAGUGUCAGACCUGAUGGACAUGGUUAAGGGAGAGCUCCGUAGACUCUCUAAAGCUGAGCUGAAGAAAAUACAGAAAUACACAGUAGACAUCUCCCUGAGUCCCAAGACAGCCCACGCCUUCCUCUCGGUCUCAGAUGACCGGAAACAGGUGCGACACACAGACAAACACCAGGAGGUCCCAGACAACCCCAAGAGGUUUGACCGUGUGGCCAAUGUCCUGGGAAGAGAAUCCUUCAGCAGCGGCAGGUACUACUGGGAGGUGGAGGUGGGAGAGAAGAUAGAGUGGAACCUGGGCGUGGCCAGACAGUCCAUCAACAGGAAAGGGAAGUUUACAGUCAGCCCAGCCAAUGGCUUCUGGACACUGAGCCUAAAGAGCGGGGGUCAAUACGUAGCUAACACCUCCCCCGCUGUCACCCCCGUGGGCCUGGAGCAGAAGCCCAGGAAGGUGGGGGUGUUUCUGGACUACGUGGAGGGCCGAGUGUCCUUCUACUGCGCGGAGACUGGGGUUCACAUCCAUACGUUUACAGAUAGCUUCACUGAUAGACUACAUCCGCUCUUUAGUCCUGGGAGGCAACAUGGAGGCAGGAAUAUCGCUCCUCUGAUUAUUAGUACUAGCUUCUGUAGCAUCUGAGCCCCCUGACUUAACCCCACACCUGGAAUAGUAAUUUAAUAAUGUCAUUAUGUAACCUAAUGUAGAAUAAGGCUCACUCAGUCCUCUCUCACGUCUGCAUUUUCAGUUGGAUAAACCAGCUUCUUUCCUAAUAUUGAGUUAAUACAGACACUGCAUUAUCAGGGAAUGAGCUGGGUAAUCAAUAGUAAUGCUAUAAUGUAUUUGAAUUAUAAUUUAUGACAGUAUUUAUGAACCCUCAAAUAUAUCUAUUUUUACAGCGUUGAUUUUUUAAAUAUUUCUGUGCAUCAUUAAAACAUCUGUAAAUUAUUCACAUACAUUCUAGUUCUAGAAUGACUAAUGUGAGUAAUUUCAAAAACCAUG
This is a messenger RNA of Salmo salar (Atlantic salmon), 2396 nucleotides long. Lineage: Eukaryota; Metazoa; Chordata; Actinopteri; Salmoniformes; Salmonidae. The record is from RefSeq and is a predicted model, not a curated record.